CAUCUUGAUAUUGAAAAAGUUGUGCCCUCUCUCUCUCGAAUUUUCAUAGCCUCUCUGAAACGCAAGAACGAGAAGAUUUUUAUUGUUGUGUGAUUUUAUAGUUAUUGGAUAUUACCAAGUUUUCAAACAAUUUAUUACUCUCCGAAGAAAAGGAUUUCCAGUGGAAUUUUAAGUGUACAAUAUGUUGUUGAUUAGAGCAAGAGGAAAGGACGGUACAUUCCGUUUAGAAUUAUCAGCAGAUCAAACAGUUUUGGAUAUCAAAAAACUCAUCGAAAAGGAAACAUCAAUUCCUCACUCAAGUAUUUCUGUUACCAAGUUCCGCGAAAAGACACCACUGAAAAACACUGAUACAGUUCAAGGUUCUCAAUUAAAACAUGGUGAUAUGAUUGAAUUUGUUUAUGAUACUACUCAACACAAAUCAAAACAAGAAGUUGAAGAGGAAAAAAAGAGUCAACUUAGGGAUAGUGAAGAUUUGGAUAAUUUGGGUUUGAGAGAAAGAAAAAAGCAUUGGACUUUGAGUGAAUAUUUAGAUCUUGUAAAUCAAGUUAAAAUUACAAUCAAACAUCAAAAGUAUGCCAUUUGUUCGACUGCUUAUUUGGAUCAAUUAGUAGGUCAAUCAUUCCAACAAUUCCUCCUUCAAACUAGAUUCCAAUUCCAAAGAUUUGCCUUCCUCUACGGUGAAACAAAAGAAGGAAAGAAGCCACAACCAACAGAAGAAGAAAAAAAGAAGGCCACAAAGGAUGAAAACAUUAAUGUGGAUGAUGAUUAUUUGGAUGUUUAUAUUAAGGUAUUAUUUGAACCAAAACAAGACAGUACGCCUGAAGGAUUCAAACAAGUCGAAGAUACAGUUUUUAAUGAUAGAGCUGACACUUUGGCAUCCAUGUUGGGAAUGAAGAAAGUGGGUUGGAUUUUUUCACAUGACGGACAAAGAGAGUAUCCAUUGUUAGGUCCUGAAAUUAUCAAGGCUGCAGAAUAUCAAUCAAAAUAUGGCCCUUCAUUUGUAACAAUUACAGCUUGUCCAAACGAGAUUGGAGAAAUUCAAUUCGAAGCCUAUCAAGUUAGCAAACAAUGUGUAGAACUUUGGGAAAAGGGUUUGCUUUCGGAGAAUCCAGAAAAUCUAGAAUUCUUAAUUGCUAAGAAGCAAGUCGAAAUAGAAAGAAAAAUGACAAAUGAUAUUGAUGCUUUAUUAUUAGUGAGUAACGUUGCUAUUGCUCCACACAAGAGUAGCUUCCAAGUUGGCUUCCCUCCAAGAAAUAGACCAGGUAAUGAAAUGUUCCAAAAUAUGGUGGAACUCAAGUCAGUUCUUCUGGAAAGAAGAUCUCAAAAAUUCGUUCAACGAGUUUCAGAUUUUGAUUUAUUGCUCUUCUUGACUGAUUAUUUGAGCUUAUCUUCUGACUUCCCAGGAUUGUGUGAAGCUGUAUUAAGCCAAAAUAACUCUCAAGCAACAAUAUUCGAAGAACUUAUUAAUGCUUAUUGUGGUAUUAACUAAUUGUACAAUAAACUAACCAAUUUAAAUCUUGU
Messenger RNA from Naegleria gruberi, 1521 nucleotides. Its product is annotated as NPL4 family protein. Bases 182 to 1489 code for a protein of 435 amino acids. NCBI's taxonomy places the organism in Eukaryota, Heterolobosea, Eutetramitea, Acrasida, Naegleriidae. Gene Ontology annotation, molecular function: ubiquitin protein ligase binding; ubiquitin binding. The transcript is spliced from 3 exons. Gene Ontology annotation, cellular component: nucleus. Gene Ontology annotation, biological process: ubiquitin-dependent protein catabolic process. The record is from RefSeq and is a predicted model, not a curated record.